Messenger RNA from Volvox carteri f. nagariensis, 2451 nucleotides. RefSeq lists its product as uncharacterized. Lineage: Eukaryota; Viridiplantae; Chlorophyta; Chlorophyceae; Chlamydomonadales; Volvocaceae. Gene Ontology annotation, molecular function: beta-galactosidase activity. The transcript has 14 exons. The record is from RefSeq and is a predicted model, not a curated record. Gene Ontology annotation, cellular component: beta-galactosidase complex. Bases 1 to 2451 code for a protein of 816 amino acids. Gene Ontology annotation, biological process: carbohydrate metabolic process.
AUGUCUCAAGUGUGCCGUAUUACUGAGAGCGUGUCACCAAGCGAAGAAUAUGACGCUUGCCGUGGCAUCUGCCAGUCACCGAUCCUUCUAGCAGGCUUAUUUUUUGUGGGGGCGGCAUUGUUGUUAUUAAUCCUUGCUCAGUCAUACUUGUCGCCUUCCGGGCUAAAGGGCCUCCCAGCGAGGCUUGGCAUAUCUAGCUUGCAUGCCGUCACAAAAAAAGUCAACCUGAAUACAAAUGUUGAGCGAUUUGCGACCUUAUUUCACUUGGAGUUGGUUGAGCGCUUCAACCUUGCGCGUGGUCGCGAUGUCGCACGCAUCGACGAGCUGGUGUCAACCCUAAAAGGCAUGGAAGCGAUCGGGAUUACGACAGUCGUGUUCUCUAGCCCUUGGGAGUUCCUCCAGCCCACGGAUGGGCCCGUCAACUUCGAGUUUUUGGACUUGCUGGUCUCCACCGCAUGCCAGAACACCAACUUGAAGGUUGCUUUCAUCCUGGAUAUGGUGCGAGCGCCCGCUUGGGUGUUCACCAAGUGGCCGGAUGCCAAGGCGACAGACAGCCAUCAGCGGCAGUAUCCUUUGCUGUCCUGGUUCCACGCGGCCGCUAACCAGCUGGCCAUGAGUGUCUUGCAGCAGGUGGCUACCCACCUGGUCGCAUCACAUCGCGGGAGGGUCACAUCGCUACAGCCAGCUUUCAACAACGAGUACGAGGUAUUUGGGUGGGACGGGGAUGGGGGCGUGUCUCGGCACAGCACAGCACAGCAACGGUCUGUGCGGACGCGCGUGGAUGGGCUCGUCCGUAUCUGCUUGCUGUGCGGCUGGGGGUCGGCGGGUUCGGAGGCUUAUGGGAAGUUUGUUGGGCAUCUCCCUUUAUAUAAAGGGAGGUGGUCUUUGGCCAAAUACACGCAGGAGCACGACUGCUAUCAGGACUACUCAGGGCCCGCGGUAUGCAAGGACUUGUUACGGAUUCAUAGAGUGUUAUCAUCUCAGUGCACGCGGCACCCACGCAUGAGCGAGCGGGUGGAUGCCCUUUCCACGGCGGUAGAAGUGUUCUUGUCCCCCUGUACACCCCAUGGCGCCAGUGGCCCUACAGCCGCACAUCUUGGGACCCUCCUGCCCUCUGUCUCGCCGCUCUCUUACCCUUGUCCUCCCCCCUCCUCCUGCCCUAAUCCUGUCGCCUUAUGUCCCUUCUAUUCCUGGUUCCGUGGUAUGAAGUUAUGGUCGUUCCGUCAGUGGCUCCAGGCUCGUAGGCCUCAACUGGAAUCCCUCAAUGCGCGGUGGGGCACUGCCUUCAAGCGCUGGGAGGAGGUCGGGCCGCCCGUGCUGGAGGCGGGGAGUGUCAUGGGGCCGGACCUGCAGGCGCGUUACUGGGACUUCCUGAAGUUCCGGGAGCUCAAGGGAGCAGAGGUAUAUAACCGUGCAUGUGCUGUCGUACAGUCGGCCGGUGCACGAUGCUUCCACCACGUGCCCGAGCUCUUAACCGUACUUGUGGCAGUGUACGGCACUACCAUGUUCAAACACAUCGCCACCAGCUCGUACACCGACUACCUCGUCGUAGACGCCAGCUUCUCUACACCGUACGGCAGCCCUAUCACCCCGGAGAUGCUGCGCAUCUCCGUGGCUGCCGCGGCCGCAUACGGCAAACCCGUACACCUUGGGGCACCCGUACAGCAAUCCGUCGGGUACGACCUGCUAUCAUCCACCUUCCGAACCGCCAUUCUGGCGGGUGCGGUGGGGGUGGGUGUUACGAACUGGAUGCCGUACAUGCCCCUCAACGCCUCGCUGGGGGAGGCCAUGCGGGGGAUUAGCAGCACGUCAAGUGGGGGUCCGGAUGCGGAAUGCUCUGCGGGCGUCGUUCGGGAGCGGAUGGGACUGUUCAUCCACUUCGACUCGUGUGCUGCAUGGCAUGGAUUGCAGUGGUCUUCUGAGAGCAAGGACCCCCUGCAUGACUUCAUACGGACUGUCGCCCAGCAACACAAUUUCCAGUGCACUCCUCACCUGGAGGUGUAUCUGGAGCUGGACCGGCUGAUGGCCGCCCUUCCCUCCCUGGGCCGGCUGCUGUUCGUGGAGCCACUAGUGGUGGCGGCGGGGAAGGAGGUACGUGGGGGAUUGUGUGUUUUGGGUAUGAGCCCUCUGUGCACGAAUGUUCAUGUCUGCACGCUCUUCUACGGUGCUCUGCCGCAGUUUGAGACGUACAAGGCGGUCAAGGCAGCGCUUAAGCCGAAGCGGCACGAGGUCGUACAGUUCCCCGGUGUCCCGGACACAGGGUCCCCCCAGCUCACUGUUCUCGAGGACCUGGGAAAAAGAGGUCUAUUGGCGUGCAAUUUCAAAGCAGGGAAAUUUGAGCAUGCAACAGUACAUAGCUGUGUGUGCGUAUUCGUGCGUGUGCGUGCCGAGGAGGAUGCAAACGGUGUGGUUGCCUUGGUCUGGUCGUUGGUUCAAUGGAGUGGUCGUUAA